Molecule: messenger RNA, 2353 nt
Organism: Morone saxatilis (striped sea-bass)
Lineage: Eukaryota; Metazoa; Chordata; Actinopteri; Moronidae
Gene: slc30a8
Product: solute carrier family 30 member 8
Exons: 9
Coding region: 547-1761 (404 amino acids)
Biological process (GO): insulin secretion; zinc ion transmembrane transport; response to glucose
Cellular component (GO): plasma membrane
Molecular function (GO): zinc ion transmembrane transporter activity
Source: RefSeq, a predicted model, not a curated record
AACUAACUUGUCACUUAAAGGUGAUUUCAUUUUCAACUUUUUUUUGGCCACAUCCAGUGAAACGUGAAAGUGGCCGCUUUUAUGGUCUGAUUGGGGCUUCAAUCACCCACUUUUAGCUGAGAUAUUUGGUGUCUUUUUGAAGUUCUGCUUUUUUCUAUUUAUUUUGGAGCCCUGUGGGUCUCCUUCUCUCUCAUCACCCGGCUCUUAGCUCUGCAGGCGGCCGUGCGUUUGCACACGGUGCGCACGGUGGUAGUCACAAGGCUGCAUCAGAUAUUUACCAGUUUGCACCCUGGCUGGUUUAAUAGGAUGUCCAGCGGGUGUUGAACACUUUUCCAAGAGGAGGCAACAGGAGCCGAAGAAGACCACAGCAAGAAAUAGAACUAAAGUUUGGAUAAACAAAACUUUAGCUGUCUCAGAAGUACUUUUUAAACUUAAAUUACAUUUUUUUUAAAGCAGUUUUUGUUCUAGUGUGGACAUUUUAUUUUUUAUUUUUUUUACUACUUUGAGGACUUUCCCUAAUAUCUGACAUUCUCCAAGACAUCAGUCAUGUUCAAGAAGAAGGAUCCAGAGAGACUUCACCUGCUGCCAGACACGAAGAAGGCAUAUGCCACAGAGGGAAGCGUGUCCGACCUGGAGGCAUUACAGAUAGACGGAACUGGUGGCAUAAAGCACUGCCAUGACAACAGCCAUGCACAAGAGGAUCGCGAGCGAGAGAAGAAAGUUGCCAGGAAGAGGUUGUAUGUGGUCUCUGUCAUCUGCCUGGUUUUCAUGAUCGGUGAAAUCCUUGGUGGGUAUUUUGCAGGCAGUCUUGCAGUGAUGACAGACGCUGCCCACCUGCUGGUGGACUUCACUAGCUUUAUCAUCAGCCUGUUAUCACUCUGGCUCUCCUCCAGACCUGCCACACAUAGGCUCAGCUAUGGCUGGCAUCGUGCAGAAAUCCUCGGCGCGCUGCUGUCAGUUUUCACCAUCUGGCUGGUAACAGGAGUUUUGGUUUAUCUGGCUGUGGAUCGCCUCAUCAACGACGACUACACCAUUGAGGGCACUAUCAUGCUCAUUACUUCUGGUUGUGCUGUGUUAGCUAAUAUUAUCAUGGCCCUCACCCUUCACCAGUCCGGUCACGGCCACAGUCACGGGGGUCUCAGCUCACAUGGGCACGGGCACGGCCACAGUCACGAGAAAGGAAAAGGACACAAACAGAUCUCAAACCACAACCACUCGAAUGAUGAACAUGCAGAUUUGGAGCGAAAUGGGGUUAAUCAUGGAGGAAGGGCUCAGCAGGCCAAUGCCAGUGUGCGAGCGGCCUUUGUCCACGUGGUGGGAGAUCUUCUCCAGAGCAUCAGCGUGCUUGUCAGCGCCAUCAUUAUCUUCUUCAAGCCAGAAUAUAAGAUUGCUGAUCCCAUCUGCACCUUCCUGUUCUCCAUAUUUGUGUUAUGCACCACCUUCACCAUUAUGAGGGAUAUUCUUAUUGUCCUAAUGGAAGGUACUCCAGCAGGGGUGAGAUACAGUGAGGUGCGGGAUGGUCUGCUAGCAGUGAAGGGGGUGACAGCGGUCCACAACCUUCACAUCUGGGCCCUCACCAUGAACCAGGCUGUACUGUCUGCACACGUAGCCAUAGAUGAGUCAGUGGAUGCUCAGACUGUUCUAAGAGAAAUGACACAGGCCUGUUUCUCCUCCUACAACUUCCACUCGGUUACGAUUCAAAUGGAGAGACAGGCCGACCUGAAGCCUGGAUGUACCCUCUGUGAAGACCCAAAGAUGUAGGAACCAGCCUACAUUCUUUGUAGGAGCACAGCAGAAUAAGGCCAGGCUAUGUUUUAGCUGCUGUAACCUCUGGUGGUAACAAUAUUUAGUUGUUCCGCAAUGAUCAUUCGACCCUGGGGUCUUGUGUUUUACUGUAACAUUAAUGCCAAAGUCACAUGACUGCCUUCGUGCUGACAUUCCCAAAGAAAUGUUGGUUUUGAAAUAAACAAUGAGCAUCUUCCUGAAUGAAAAAACAACUUUCUCAUUUAAAUUGAUUGAGUGUGUUGAGUGAUUGCUAUUUUAUACUUCUAUUCAUUAUCCUAAACACACAUUUUAACAGUUUGUGAAGUUAUGUGAAGCAUACACUGUUUGUUAGAGCAUUAACACACUGUAUCAACCUAAGACAUAUGAUACAGCGACCAGCAUUUGCACACAGUCUGGUAUGUAAAUAUAGAUAUAUAUUAGAUAAAUAUUUCUAUGUAUGGACUAUUACACCAGCAACCUCAGACGUACUGUAUGUGGAGAGCAUUAAGUAUAUUUCAAUACAUGAUCCAAAUGUCUUUUCGCUGCCUUUGUACAAUUGUAAGGUAAAAGCUGAAAUGAAUUAUUCAAU